This is a messenger RNA of Rhipicephalus microplus (southern cattle tick), 1301 nucleotides long. RefSeq lists its product as uncharacterized. NCBI's taxonomy places the organism in Eukaryota, Metazoa, Arthropoda, Arachnida, Ixodida, Ixodidae. The record is from RefSeq and is a predicted model, not a curated record.
GCAGCACGUCACGACAACACCCGACAUGUCACUCUCUAAGCCCGAAGUAUCACUGCACCAACUAAGCGAGCACGCUGUCGUAGGCGUCAACUGGAGGCCCAUGCGGCUAGUCGGAGAAGUACCACGCGAGCAUGCGUGUGAUCACUGCCGCGUCAUCCCGAGGGAAACGGCCAUGCUGCCAUGCGAGCACGUCCUGUGCCACCUCUGCCGCCAAGCGAACACUUCGACGGGCAGAUUGGUGUGUCCCAUCGAUAAGCGGUCUUGCGAUAAAGAAGAACUCCGGAUGAUGCAGCUACCGGAAACGGCAUUGAACGCCUUGAAGGCACAUUGCUGGAAUGAAGACAAAGGCUGCCAGUUUGUCGGCCCCGUGGAAACUCUGCUCCGGCAUUACGAGAGGGACUGCGGGUUCCGCUCCAUUCAGUGUUCAAUAAGUCGGGAGAGAGUGCUCCUCAAAGACCUGCCGGUGCAUUGUAAUGGAGAGGAAUGCACGGCCACCGGAGAGGCCGCUGCAGCUUCCGCCAGCUCUUACCCGACCCGGGACGCAACACCAUCGGUCAGCAGCAUCACGGAUACCGUGGAAGAACAGAAGAGGCAACUUCGCGAGAUUCAUUCGCACGUCGCUGUUAUGCAGUCCCAGGUAGAGAAGCUCCACGAAGCGUCGGCGAUGAGAAUGCGAAAGGCGCAAGAAUUACAGCGCCAGCAAGCAGAUCGCGAGCGUCAACCGAAGGGAGGCAGCUUACUUCGAAAGUUCAACAAUUCCUUGCGUCGUAGCUUUGGGAAAGCCAGGAAAGCGAGAGAGUCAGAAUCAGUGCAGCAGCUUGCCGAAACCGUCGACAGUGUAGGCGAAUCAAGUCAGAUAUAAUGCGACAGUUCUUCCGAUUUACACUGCCUAAUCGGGACGUUAUUCUGAAUAUUGUCGAAUUCCGUCGAGCUGUCAAAUUCCGUCAUUGGUCAACUCUGAAUCAAUAAGGCUGCCACGGACCCUCUGAGUGGAUUAAAAUUCCGCCACUACAAAAUGUGCCGACAUGGCGGAAUCCGACAGUGUCCAAAAUGGUACCACUGGACAGAAAUCAAAGAACUGGCACGAAACCGUGCUGACGCUAGUCGUCAAACCUACACUUAUAAAAUCAAAUCAAUGUUUCAUCCAAGUUGAAAGGUUUUAGAACUGUGAAGUAUCGAUAAACAUGAUAUGCAUGGAUAAAAACAGGGGGAGCUCAAACAGAAAAAAAAACUUUGCUGUCAUCUCGCGCACACAAAAAUUCUCUCACAGAAUUAAUAAAGCAUAUCACAGAAAAUUAUGA